Messenger RNA from Microtus ochrogaster (prairie vole), 4404 nucleotides. It is a transcript of the gene Ece1, whose product is annotated as endothelin converting enzyme 1. The record is from RefSeq and is a predicted model, not a curated record. Gene Ontology annotation, biological process: peptide hormone processing. NCBI's taxonomy places the organism in Eukaryota, Metazoa, Chordata, Mammalia, Rodentia, Cricetidae. Gene Ontology annotation, cellular component: plasma membrane. Gene Ontology annotation, molecular function: metalloendopeptidase activity.
AGGGGAUCCGAUCCGUUCUGGGCAACUUGGGGCACAGCAUGCGGAGCGUAUGGCCGCCGCUGGCCGCCGCUCUGUCCUCUCUGGGGAUGUCAUCCUACAAGCGGGCCACGCUGGACGAAGAGGACCUGGUGGACUCACUCUCUGAGGGCGAGGUGUACCCCAAUGGCUUACAGGUGAACUUUCGAAGUCCCCGGAGCGGCCAGAGGUGCUGGGCAGCUCGGACCUCGGUGGAGAAGCGACUGGUGGUGCUGGUGGCACUUCUGGCGGCAGGGCUGGUGGCCUGCCUGGCAGCCCUGGGUAUCCAGUACCGAACAAAAACACCCCCAGUAUGUCUGAGUGAGGCCUGCGUCUCAGUGACCAGCUCCAUCCUAAACUCCAUGGACCCCACGGUAGACCCCUGCCAGGACUUCUUCAGCUACGCCUGUGGGGGCUGGAUCAAGGCCAACCCCGUGCCCGAUGGACAUUCACGCUGGGGGACCUUCAGCAACCUCUGGGAACACAAUCAAGCCAUCAUCAAGCAUCUGCUGGAAAAUUCCACGGCCAGCGUGAGUGAGGCAGAGAGGAAGGCCCAAGUAUACUACCGUGCGUGUAUGAACGAAACUAGGAUUGAGGAGCUGCGGGCCAAGCCCCUGAUGGAGCUGAUUGAGAAGCUUGGAGGCUGGAAUAUCACAGGACCCUGGGCCAAGGAUAACUUCCAGGACACGCUGCAGGUGGUCACAGCCCACUACCGCACCUCGCCCUUCUUCUCUGUCUACGUCAGUGCCGACUCUAAGAACUCCAACAGCAAUGUGAUCCAGGUGGACCAGUCUGGCCUGGGCUUGCCCUCUAGGGACUACUACCUGAACAAGACAGAAAACGAGAAGGUGCUGACUGGCUACCUGAACUACAUGGUCCAGCUGGGGAAACUGCUGGGCGGUGGGGACGAGGACUCCAUCCGGCCCCAGAUGCAGCAGAUCCUGGACUUUGAGACAGCGCUGGCCAAUAUCACCAUCCCCCAGGAGAAGCGCCGUGAUGAGGAGCUCAUCUACCACAAAGUGACAGCUGCUGAGCUGCAGACCUUGGCCCCCGCCAUCAACUGGUUGCCCUUCCUCAACACCAUUUUUUACCCGGUGGAGAUCAAUGAAUCGGAGCCCAUCGUGGUCUAUGACAAGGAGUACCUGGGACAAGUCUCCACCCUCAUCAACAACACUGACAAAUGCCUCCUCAACAACUACAUGAUGUGGAACCUGGUGAGGAAAACGAGCUCCUUUCUGGAUCAGCGCUUUCAGGACGCCGAUGAGAAGUUCAUGGAGGUCAUGUACGGGACCAAGAAGACCUGCCUGCCCCGCUGGAAGUUUUGCGUGAGUGACACGGAAAACAAUCUGGGCUUUGCCUUGGGCCCCAUGUUUGUGAAAGCCACCUUUGCCGAAGACAGCAAGAACAUCGCCAGCGAGAUAAUCUCGGAGAUCAAGAAGGCCUUUGAGGAGAGUCUGAGUACCCUGAAGUGGAUGGAUGAAGACACCCGGAGAUCAGCCAAGGAAAAGGCGGAUGCCAUCUACAAUAUGAUAGGCUACCCCAACUUCAUCAUGGACCCCAAGGAGCUGGACAAAGUCUUCAAUGACUACACGGCAGUUCCUGAUCUCUACUUUGAGAAUGCCAUGCGAUUUUUUAACUUCUCGUGGAGGGUCACAGCCGACCAGCUCAGGAAAGCCCCCAACAGAGAUCAGUGGAGUAUGACCCCGCCCAUGGUGAAUGCUUACUAUUCUCCCACCAAGAACGAGAUCGUGUUUCCAGCUGGAAUCCUGCAGGCGCCAUUCUAUACCCGCUCCUCGCCCAACGCCUUGAACUUCGGUGGUAUUGGUGUUGUUGUGGGCCAUGAGCUGACACACGCAUUCGACGAUCAAGGUCGGGAGUAUGACAAGGAUGGGAACCUCCGGCCCUGGUGGAAGAACUCGUCCGUGGAGGCGUUCAAGCAGCAGACCAAGUGCAUGGUACAGCAAUACAGCAACUACAGCGUGAACGGGGAGCCCGUGAACGGCCGGCACACCCUCGGGGAGAACAUCGCCGACAAUGGAGGACUUAAGGCCGCCUACCGGGCUUACCAGAACUGGGUGAAGAAGAAUGGAGCCGAGCAGACGCUGCCCACCCUGGGUCUCACCAACAACCAGCUCUUCUUCCUGGGAUUUGCACAGGUCUGGUGCUCCGUCCGCACACCUGAGAGCUCCCAUGAAGGCCUCAUCACCGACCCACACAGCCCCUCCCGCUUCCGGGUCAUCGGCUCCGUCUCUAACUCCAAGGAGUUCUCAGAACACUUUCACUGCCCUCUUGGGUCCCCCAUGAACCCUCAUCACAAAUGCGAAGUCUGGUAAGGGCUGCAGCACAGAAAGCACACGUGGAAGAGGGUAAGGGGCCCGCAGCCAGCUCCUGGCCCAGGCCCUCAGCUGCCUAGGACCCCUUCCCCACCCUGGAGGGUAUACAGCCAUCCCGUCUAAGCCUAUGGUGGUGGUCCAUCACUCGACCCCAAGAUCUGAUCCCUGUGAAAGCCCUGGCACCCAUGUAGGAUGCUAGAGGGCAUUUGUAUGUCGAGCUGGUGGGCCUCACACUGACAACGGCAAUGGGACACAGCCCUCGCCCACAUCCAAUGCCAGUUAUACCACAAUACCACUGUGUCAAAUGCUUUAAAGAUAUAUUUUUGGGGAGACUAUUUUUUAAGCAUUAUGGAAUACACUGGAAAUAUUCAGGGAAAAUGCAUUUAAAACACUUUUUUUUUUAAAAAAAAAGGAAAGAUUAGUAUAUUUAUUAUGUUCUCUUUUUCUAAAUAAUCUGUGGACAAAGGAACCCCCACUGAUUUACCCCGGGGACCCCAGGCUGCUGAGCAAGCCCCUAGACUGAACGCUACAUUAGCCCAUUGGUGGUGUGACUGUUUCUGCAGUCACCCAUGCAGACAGGAGAUGCAGGGACCAGGAUGAGGGAGGAGCCAACUGAGGGACCUCCCUCUGGGCAUGACCCUUCUCAGCUCACCUGCCCUGUCUCUGGCAUCUAACCGUGGGAACCCCAACAAGGAUGGUCUGGUACCCAGAGCUGAGGCAGCCUGAACAGGAGCCCCUCAAGGCUGAGUCCCAUGACCCCCUCUUCUCCAAAGAUGUCUUUCUUCUGGUCCCACCUCUUCUGGCCUUGGGGAUCGGAUGCCACUCUGUAGCACUUCCGACAUUCUGAAGGGAUCCGCCUCGCUGACCCUUGGCACAAGGAAGUAGUCCAGUUCUCCCUCCAAUCUCUGUAGCCCAGAGUUGCCCUGGCCUGGUUCCCAGGACCUGUUUUCUAGUGCCUUAACUGAGUCUGUGGCCCCUGAGUUCCACCAAGGAGGCAGCACCUGACUAGAAGCCACUACCAUAGCACCUCACCCAGGACCCUCAGGGUUGCCGUCCCAGCCUGCCUACAGGGCAGCUGUCCCAGAUGUCCAUUGUUGGGAGCUGUUGAUUCCUCUCAGACUUCCAGCCUCCCGUGGCUGAGUUGAAUCAAGCCAGUUCUUAUAGGUGGGGGGGGGGGAGGCAUCUGUGAGCCAGAGGAGGCUGAGAAUGGAAGGAUCCCAGCCCCAUCUGGGCUACAGGGAAGGCGUCUGCCCAACAGCAUCACCCAGUAGUAGAUGUAUGGGUCCCCACUAGGUGGUGCUUAUUGUGGUUCUCAUGAUUGCUGUAGGGAGGCAAGCCACCAGACCUGUGAGCAGGGAGCCUAGGAGUGCCACCCACCACCUGGCAGGCCAUGCCCCACGUCGCACAGCAAGCCUCCCCCCCCCUCCCAAUACCAUAUUCCUCCUCAGCCAAGAAGUUCAGAAAUGUAGUCUCUAUCCUGCCAGUUUAGGGUUAGCCUUAGCUCUUGGCCAGGGAGCUAGAAGCUAGCCCCUGACAAAGUUCCUGGUUCCUGUAAGCUCGGUCAAGGUCUCAUAGCUCUUCAGGGAAAGGUGUAGCACGGGAAGCAGGAAGGUGCUGGAGCCAUGUCCUGCCACUUAAAGGUGGACCUUCCGGGCCCCUGCCCCUUUCCGUCCCGCCUUCCUGUGGAGAGGCAGUUCUGGAAAGAGUCCAGCACCAGUAUGUAGAAGCAGGGUCCUCAGCUGGGGAGUCAGCGAUCCGGUCAUUGCUCAGGGUGUGCAAGGCAGCCAUAGCAGGAAAGCCCAGGCUGAGCAAGGAUGGGUGGGUAUAAAAGCAGCAGCCUGCUCCCCCACCCUCACCCCCACCCCCAGGGGUUCGAGAAAGGCAGAAGUGAGAAGAGUUGCUGCUCUCAGACCCCUCCUCUCAAUGCUGGGAGCUUCCCUGCGGGUACAGAACAUGGGGUUCGGAGCUAGGGAAUCUAUUUUUUGUAUUAUUAUGUUUGUGCUACUGUAGUUUUGACGUGGCACUAUUGUAAUUACAAUAAAGUUCUUGUACCAAG